AUGGUAGCAUACGAGACCAUGAAUUUCAUUCCCAGUCUGGAUCGAAACGACUACAGCUCUGGUACUGCGCUUGGUGCCAUCGCUGGGAUAGGCAUUGGAAUCGGAACUGAAACCUACCUGAGGAACAGGAUCUCCCACGAUACCGUACAUCUCGGCGGCCAGUCGUAUGUGUGGUACUACCCACAAAUCCGGUCAUUUGAUACCAAGAAUGCUGCUGCGAAGACCCUCUGGUCAGAGCUUCUGGCCGCCCAAGAUCGAGAAAAAAUUAGUCGUCAGGAGCAGGACUUCAGAUAUGUGGGCGCGCGCGCUGGAGGUUCUUUGGCAAACAGGACCAAUGCCAAUCUCCUCGCACCCGCUGUGUGCAACUACCGACAAGCACUAAGGUCUUUCCACUGGAUGAUAAUGCUCCCUGGCGCCGGUGCUGGCGGUAAGGGGAGCGCUAAGCGCUUGCAUGCCAUGUGGACCGACAGAGAGGGCUGGUUUUUUGAAACCCGCGAUCACAAUCUCCAGGAGUCUCGUAGUUUGUGCACGAUUGUUAAGAUCGGUUCUCGUCGGACGUCUGGUACCCGCACCUUUACCACUACAGAGGUCAGCGACCUCCUCAAGGCGAUUGACAUGGAGACCCCCGGGUUUGAGCUUGCCAUGGGGAUUCGGUUUGACUGUCGCGUAUGGUUUAGACAGGCCGUACGCGUUCUCAUACAGCAUGGCAUGGUAUGGUGCGACCGCAUAAUUGAUUUAGAGGCUGAGCUCCUGAGACUCGCGACCGCCAAGGCUGAGGGUCGCAGAGACGCACGCAUCUACAAUGUUUCGACGAAUUGUAAUUGGUUCGAGAAACGUUUUCCUCCUCCUCCCAUCUAA
Postia placenta MAD-698-R-SB12 is the source of this 858-nucleotide messenger RNA. RefSeq lists its product as hypothetical. Lineage: Eukaryota; Fungi; Basidiomycota; Agaricomycetes; Polyporales; Adustoporiaceae. The record is from RefSeq and is a predicted model, not a curated record. Bases 1 to 858 code for a protein of 285 amino acids. The transcript is spliced from 7 exons.